GUGGUUACACGAUAGAGUAGGGCUCAUACCUGGUAGUUCACAUCUAACGCUGUUACGUCGACUUCUUGUCGCAAAACCAUGGCCAAACCAAAGGAGAAGAAGAAGAGACCAAUAAACCAAGAAAUUCAGCAAGUAACGGAACCUACUCAGGAGUACUCCAGGGAAAAAGACGAAGGAGAGGAAGAACAAAGGGAUGCAGAAGAGGCCGACCCCAUAACAUUAACAACUGCAGAAAAACUUGAGAAGAAUGAGAAAAAGAAGCACAAGGAAACACUAGACGUCAAAAUCGAAACUUUCGGUGAAAACCCUGAUAAAAUUUCUCCAAUUGUGGGUUAUUUUCCAUCCGGGUACGAUCCAUUGAGGAGUUGGAAGGAAGGCGAAGAAGCGGAGCCUGAAGCCAAGGUUAAGGUAUACAAGAAUAAGAAGAGGAGUAAUAGGCUGCAGUUGGUGGUGAGCCCUAAGGUUGCUCAGGUUAAUUUCGUCGGAACUAACUACUCUGGCGAGGCUACGGCGGCUCAGAUGUGUACUUAUGGUCUCGGAGUUUUUGACAAGACUAGCCAGACUCUGAAGAUUGUUCCUAUUGCAGCUAACAAGAUAUUCAGAUUGGAACCGAGAGUUGCUGGGUUAGACCUACCUGAAAAUGAAACUCCAGAAACUUUGAAGCAUGAACUUACUGCAGAAGAGAAGGCUGACAAAAUGAGAGAAUUGACUCUUAUGUAUUCAUCCAAGAAGACUAUAAGACAGACUCAGAAACUGGAAUCACUUCGUCAGAGACAAGAUCCUGAAAGUCAGCAGGAUUUGGACCAAAAAUUAGGGGGUAUUGAGAUAAACAAAGAGGGGCUCGAGGUUACAGAGACUACAACUAGUGCUCGAAAUAUCCCACCCCAUGAUUUGUCUGCCACUACACCUCAAACAGCAUAUCCAUUGCACAAGAUUAUCUUUAGCGGGGAGUGGGAUUACCUUAUGGACAUUCUUGAAAUUUCACAAGCUGGAGCAGAAGUGACGUCUCAUAAUUACCCGAGCUUUGUUUGCAAUCGAGUAUAUAAAUUGGAUGAUAUUACGGAUGAAGUGGAGAAGAGGCAGCUUGCUGGCAUAUUUUCAUACAUCACCCAUCUUGUCAAGUUCAAGGAUAAGCACUCCAUGGAUGGUGUUUCAUCGGCAAAACAUCAUAAAAUUCCUGGGAUCUUGUACCAGAAGUUCUCUUCCUUGUUUGCUAAUUCAGACUCGAAGAGGAUUGCAGAUGACAAAAAAGAUCUCCUUAUCAGCUACAUCUUGGUGCUUACUUUAUAUGUUGACAAUUUUCGGACAGACUUAUCUGACAUAGCGAAGGAUCUAAGAAUGAACCCGAUAGCAUUAAGACCUCACUAUGAACAUUUGGGCUGUAAGCUCGCGCGCGAGAAGCAAUUGUUACUGGCGACACUAUCUCUGCCACUGCAGUUCCCAACGGUGAGAAGGAAGCGGCGAAGGUAGAUGGGGCCGUUGAGUCUUUUCUUCUCAUAGCUUUUUACAGGCUUGAGACUACUUGAGAAUGCGUUUUUACCGUCUCAUUCCUUUCUUUUCGUUUUUUUGGUUGGCCCAUUACAAGUUUGCUGUGGAUCGAAGAAAAGAAAAAAAGAAAAACAGAGAAUUUGCUUAUCAGAA
This is a messenger RNA of Coffea eugenioides, 1641 nucleotides long. RefSeq names its product DNA-directed RNA polymerase I subunit rpa49. The record is from RefSeq and is a predicted model, not a curated record. Gene Ontology annotation, cellular component: RNA polymerase I complex. NCBI's taxonomy places the organism in Eukaryota, Viridiplantae, Streptophyta, Magnoliopsida, Gentianales, Rubiaceae. The transcript has 4 exons. The coding region runs from base 79 to 1470 and encodes 463 amino acids. Gene Ontology annotation, molecular function: DNA binding. Gene Ontology annotation, biological process: RNA polymerase I preinitiation complex assembly; transcription elongation by RNA polymerase I; nucleolar large rRNA transcription by RNA polymerase I.